Molecule: messenger RNA, 2848 nt
Organism: Closterium sp. NIES-67
Lineage: Eukaryota; Viridiplantae; Streptophyta; Zygnematophyceae; Desmidiales; Closteriaceae
Source: the annotation of a GenBank genome assembly
CUCAAGGCGAGAUCUUGAAUUUAGGGUAUCCCGUUUCUUGCUACUUAGGCGCUCUCUCACACUCGCUACCGGCUCUCUGCAGCCGCGCACUCUCCUGCUUUACUCCCCUCCUGUUCAUGUAUAAAUCCCCUCAUCAGGAUUCCCCACCAGCUUUUAUCCCGCCUUUGCUUGCUCCUGCUGCAGCGACCAGCCAUGGAUCCCGCCUCUCCCCGCCGCCAGCCGCCGCUGCCCCUGCUGGUUCUCCUCCUAGCAGUGGCGGUGCGGGCAAAUCUCACGGAUCUGACUCUCAACCGCUCAGAUCUGGAGGCCCGGGACCGGCUCGUGGGAAUGCAUCUGGGAGCACGAGCGGAGGUCAGCAAGGUGGGGAAGUGUCUGCAGUUUCAGGGCGGAAUAGCGAGGGUGGAUCGUCAACGGCGAGCGGCGUUUCGGGGCUUGAUAACGCAGGAAACUCUAGCAGCGGUAUUGCCGGCGGCAGCGGCGGCGUCGUGAGCGCGAACGCGGGAGCGAAUUCGGCAUUAGCAGCAGCGAUGGGCAGGUCCGGUGGUACAGGCAGUGUUAAUGCCCAGUCGAACGCCACGCGCGGUGGCGGCGGUGGCAGCAGCGGAAGCUCGUCUGGCAUUCCAAAUGCGCUCAAUCCAAUGGCGAACGAAUUUGUGCCAGUUACCGUCUUCCAACCCGCAGCGCGCCCGCUGCAGCCUCAGCAGCAGUGGCAGCAGGGACGGCUCCCCGCUCAGCCUCAAGCCGACGGGUGGGAGCAGGUCAGGAGCGACGGCAGGUCGGGCGGAAGGGGCGGCCGGGGGAGGGGCAGGGGCGGGCUGAGCGCGAGCUUUGCGGACGGGGGCGGAGGAGCGAGAGGGGGGGAGAUGGGCAGAAGCGGGAGGGGGAGAGGCGGCAGGGGGGCGUACGGUGGAAGUCGAGGGGGAGGAGGUGGUGGGCGAGGGGGAGCGGGAAGGUCGCGAUGGGGCGCAAGCGAGGCAGGCAUGGAGGUAACGUCAGACGAGGGAGGGCGAGGGGCAGUAGACGCCGCUGCUGCCGCUGCCGCUGCUGCUGCCGCUGCUGGCGAUGGUGAUGGAGGCGGAGGAGGCGGAAGCAGGGGAGGAGGGAGCGGCAGUGCGACAGUGGCAGCGGGGGCAGACGCAGCAGCAGCAGCAGGGGCAGCAGGGUCAGCGUCGGCAACGGCGAGUGGGGGGCGGGGGCGCAGGGGCGUACAGAUGCAGGCGAACCACCUGCUCAACUUCCAGCCGUACCAGCCCACCACCGCACGAGGCGUGGGGGCAAUGGUGGGCGGGUCAGGGUGGACGAGCGGCGGAGGAGGGUCGGGCCGGUGGCGGCAGCAGCAGCAGCGCAGUCGAGCACACCGGUCGUUCAACCGAGACUUGUUUCUGCAGGCGAACUGUCGGUUCCUGGUGUCGGACUGCGGCGACUACAACAGCGACCUUGCUGACGCCGACCGCAUGCCCGACUGGGCUGACGUGGCGGCCGUCGAAAUUACCGAGAUCGCUGACUGGCAAUGGGGCGCGCAUGGGGAUGGGGGCGGGGGGCAGCAGAAGGAGCAUAAGGACGGUGAUGCAGGGGAGGAUGUGGGGGGAGGGCGGAAGGAGGGGGCAGCAGGGGAGGAUAGCAUAGCUGGCGGGGCCAGUGGCACCUUGUCGUGCCCCAUCUGUCUUGAGAGCCCCCCCCUCUGCCCCCAGAUCACGGCAUGCGGCCACGUGUUCUGCCACCCCUGCAUCCUGCGCCACUUCGCCACGCCCGACGCGCGCCACCCCGACGCGCCCCACAUGCGUCCCGCCACCGCCGCCAACGCUGCCGCCGCCGCUGCUGUGGCGCGCGCUGUGGCUGCAGGAGGCAGCCCGCAGAGGGCCCUGCGGACCCUCUCUGGCACAGGCAGUGCGCAGGAGAGCGCAGCAGUGGCAGCAGGGGGAGCAGGGGGAGCGGCGGGCUGGGGUGGCAGAGGCGCUGGGAGAGGAGCAGCAGGAGCAGCAGCAGGGCGGGGUGUCGGGCGAGGUGGGCGAGGUGGGGGUGGGAGAGCGGCAGCGGCAGCAGGUGCUGCAGCAGCGCCGGUGGUGCUGCCAUCGGCGGGGCUGGCGUCGUCGGCAGUGCAGCGUUUCAAGCGGUGCCCGCUGUGCUUCGCGUCCAUCGGGUCCCAGGAGCUGCGCACCGUCACCAUCCGCCCCGUGCCCGCUCCCCGUGUCGGCCACAUGCUGCGAUUUGUGGCGCUCAUGCGCUCCAAGUCGUGCGUGGUGCCCUUCGAGAUGCACCGCCACCACCACCAGCACUUCUCCCUCGCCUCACUGCCCUUCUCCUCCUGCGGCCGCUGCCACCCCUACUCCAAGCUCACGCUCACCGCUGACUCGGGCGCAGCGGCGGUGGCGGACGCGGCGGUGCGCGCGCUGCUGCGGUGCGUGGAGGAGGCGAAUGAGAGGGGUGGGGAGGAGCUGGAGCAGCUGCCGUACGUCAUGGACGCCGUCAACCAGCUGCUCGACCGCCACCAGGCGUGGGUGGAGCACCGGCAGAUGGCAUUCGUGGCGGCUAGCCCAUCCCAGCAGAAGGGGCUGCUCUCGCUCCUCAAGCUGCCCAUCGACCUCCCCCCACCCCCCUCUCGCCGUCCUCCGCCCCCUCCGCCUCUCUCUCCGCUUCCUCGCCCUCGUCCCAUCGCAUCACCUCCCCUCGCACUCACCCCUCCUCCUCGUUUCUCCCCACCAGUCCCCGUGCUGUGGGCAAGCGCAUGGGUGCAUUGAAGUUAGAGGGAAGACGAGGGGCCGGGAAGGAAGAGGCUGGGGAGCACAAGGGGGGCGAGAAACCCGCAGAACCGGCACAAGGCACUGGGGAUGCGGCAUGUGGGGAGGUG